UUGCCGCCAAACGGUCUGCAGCCAGUUCGGAAUCCAAGCUAGACAGGAACCCAGUGCAAAAAAAUAUACUAACUUUUCGAAAUAUAAAUAUUCCAAGUUAAGUUAUUAUUCAAUACUCGUGUCAAUUGAUUGGCGACGUCGCCCGCGUGUUUACUGUCAGCGAUUACGAGUGCUUAAAUCUAACACUCUCACUCAAAAUUACGAGUUUUUUUUUUCGAAAAAAAAAUUAUAAAAAGUAUACGUAACGUAUGUUAAUAUUUCCGGCAGUUAAAGUUAACGUGUUCACCUACGUAUUGGCGUUAAUCAUAUUUUUCGUUGUGUUCUGCUUUGGAUAUUAUAUUUUUGCAAAUUACUGAGUUAGCCGCUUGUCUCAGAAUUAGUAAUCGCUUUCAGUGUGAUAAGCGCGCAAUUAACAAGCAACGAGUGCUAAUUAAAUAAUUGUUGAUAGACGGUGUUGAUAAAGAUGACUGCUAAAAAUAUACCAAGGCGCCAAGCGAUUCCCGUGCUCUACACCAGAGGCACACAUUACGAUGUUGGGUUUGAUAUGGGCAGAACAUUCGCCUCAAUUAUCAAGAACUUUUUAGUACUUUGCAAUCCUUUAAAUGAGUCUUACUUACCACUUUACAAUAAGGAUGAAGGCAGAAAAGUUUAUAACGAAACUUUGGAGAGUGUUAAGAAGUCUUUUCCACAAUACAUCAGAGAACUGGAGGGCAUAGCUGAUGGUGCGCAAGUUGAGUUUCAUAAGCUAUUUCUGCUCCACAUGGAUGAGAUCACUGCAAUUUGUGCGAACGGAAAUGGAGCGGUUGCACCAAUUGGCUGCUCAAGUAUAAUCGUAAACAAUGAAAACUCGCGCGUCAUCGCUCACACCGAAGAUGCCUUGGCAGCGACACUCAACCAUUAUUACUUUGUGGUGGCGCACAUCAUCAGCGAUACGCCGCAGGGCAAACACAAGGUUAAGGAGGAGCGUUUCAUGUCGCUCUGCUAUGCGGGCCAUCUGCCCGGCUAUACGAUGAGCUACAAUCAUCAUGGACUGGUGUUCACCAUUAACACAUUGUCGGCGCUGCAUUUGAGAAGUGGCAAAACACCUCGUCAUUUCAUCACACGCGCGCUCUUGAGCGCCGAAAACUACGAGCAAGCGCUCGCUGUACUCAAGGAUGAGGGCGUCGGCGCUGGCGAUGGCUGCUCCAUCAACAUGUCUUUCAUCAACGAAGAGCCCCACAAAUUCUACAAUAUCGAAAUGGCACCAGUAUUAGCAGACGCUAAUGAGUCGCGUCUUGACAUUAAAGAGAUUUGCUGUGGCGGUCACAAUUGUCACGCCAACAGGUAUGAGCGUCUCUGCACCGAAGAGGCUAAUCCGUGGCUGUUGGCUUCGAGUAAAUCACGCAUGAAUACCUUCGCCGAUUACGCGCCACCAAAUUGCAAGGAAGAUGUUGCGAAAAUGCUGGGCGAUUGCAGUGGCGGCGAGUAUUGUGUCUUCAAUGAGAACAAUUCGUUGGAUGAGCUGGUCAAAACGAUUGCUGUGGGCGUUUUUGAUUUGAAUGAAAAAACAGUUGCCUUAUACUCAGACAAUCCGAGUAAGACUGAGCCACAAUGCGUUCUACCGCUUAUACUCAAGAAGAAGUGAACCUUAAGAUAUACAGAUAUCGUAUACAUAUAGAAAUUUUUAGUGUUCAAAAUACAUACUGUUAUAACUGUAAAUGAAACACUGUAUUUACAGGCAUACAUUAAAUAUAAGUAUACAAUUAAAGAUGUGAUUAUUUGCGAAAUAAAUAAAAAAAAAAAUAAUAAUAAUAAAUAAAAUAUAAUUAUAACUCAUUUAAUUAUUUAAAAAAUAAUUUAAAAUAAUUUUAUUCAAUAUUGUUUA
Zeugodacus cucurbitae (melon fly) is the source of this 1864-nucleotide messenger RNA. It is a transcript of the gene tan, whose product is annotated as beta-alanyl-dopamine/carcinine hydrolase. The transcript is spliced from 7 exons. The coding region runs from base 464 to 1624 and encodes 386 amino acids. Lineage: Eukaryota; Metazoa; Arthropoda; Insecta; Diptera; Tephritidae. The record is from RefSeq and is a predicted model, not a curated record.